AUGUUCAAGCCAAGUCCAUUAAGGGCCAGGGCACGACCCAAAACGCUCAUAUUUCUGGCUUUGGCUGUUUUUCUCUUUUACUCCUCUUGGACGACUUAUAUCCGCAAUGGGAGGAACAUUGUCAUCUGGCGCCACGGCCACACCACAACACUGCCUGAUGAGUCCAGCAACAAGCCGUUGGUCUUGCCACCUGAGCCGUCCAGACCGGAACAUUCAGAGAUGCCAGACGAAGGUAACUUCAAGCAAGACAGUGAAUUACAGACACAGGAAGACAACAAGAAAACGGAAGAGGACGAGAGAACCAAGGAACUGGAAAUGCAACAAAACCAGAAAACAGUGAAUGAUGAGAUUGAGAGAAAUAGAAAACAAGCAGAGGAGAAGGGGAAGAAAAAGGCAGAAGAGGAGGCGAAGAAGGAAAAGGAAAAGGAAAAAACGGAGGAAGAGAGAAAGAAGAAUGAAAAGGAGGCAGAGGCUGCGAGGUCGCAUCAUGAGCAACAGUUGCGAGAUCAGUUCGCGAGGGAGUAUGAGGCAGCCAAGAAGUUACUUACACUUCUUCAUGAUAGGCUCCCCGGAAGCGGCGCAAUCUAUGGAAACACGCUCAACUCUUUGAGUCAACAAGACGAUCGGCUAGCCAAACAUGCGGAACGUUUCAGACCCUCUUCUGCAGAAGAACAGCCCUACGCGAACCAGCGGCCAGUUCAUUUCGACCCGUACCCGAACUACAACAGCGGCGAAUGGAACAAAACGCACCGCGCCCCAUAUGUGCCAUGUGUAGGCGCGCUUGGCGAACCUGUGGAAGAUGUCUUGGUCUUCCAAGGCCACCCACGCGACUUUCCCAAGCCGAGUAUGGGCGGCUUUGACGCCCUAGACAUGGACGGCAAUAUUUGUUACGAGCGCGACACGAGACUUGGCCCGUACGGGCUGACCCCUCAGCUGCACAGCAAGACUGGUCUUCCCAUCGAUUGGGAUAGCAUCAAAUGGGGUGAUUUGCAGAAGGAGUGCUCGGAACAGAACGCCGCCCUGUUCGGAAGUGGUAAGCCGAACGUAUACCUCACGACAACUUAUCCAGACAUUGCGGAAAAGUACGGGAAGGAAAUGAAGAUGGCGAAAAGGCAAAACUCGGGGCCCGUACCUAGGAAUGAGAUCGACGACGAGCUGCACACUCGGGAGAACGCAGCGCACGAGGCUCGGACGGCGGUUCUGUUGAGAACCUAUACCGGCAAGAAAUACACCGAGAACGACAAGCAGGUCAUCAGAUCUCUCAUCUCCGAGCUUUCGCUCCGGUCCGGCGGGGAGUAUGAGGUGUUUCUACUUUUACACGUUCGCGAUGACUCGGUCGAUAUUUGGGAUGACAAGGAGCGCCAAAAGAUUCUCGACACGCAUAUCCCAAAAGAAUUCCACAGCAUUACCAAACCCUGGAAUGACCAGGCCGUCUGGGAUGUCUACACGGCGCUUACGGACGCGGAGGAGAAGACUGUUCAUCAUGCUCAGUGGCUCUCCGUGCAAAAGUUCAGCAUCGAUCACCCGGAAUUCGAUUACAUUUGGAACUGGGAAAUGGACGUCAGAGUUGUCGGCCAUAGCUACGACUUCGUGAGGCGCCUGGAACAGUUCUCCAAGAAGCAGCCUCGAAGGGGUUUGUGGGAGCGCAACGAGCGCUACUACAUUCCUGAGUUCCAUGGAAAUUACGACACCGACUUUCGCAUGUAUACCGAACAAGCGACGCGCGGCAGAAGCCAGGUCUGGGGCCCGCCCAAAGUACCUUUUAUCCAUCCCGUCGGUCCCAAGCCACCAGUGGCAAGUCCUGAAGAUGACCCGUAUAGAUGGGGGGUCGGGGAGGACGCCGACCUCAUCACUCUGGGUCCUAUUUAUGACCCGGUCAACAGCAGUUGGAUCUUUGGGGACAAAAUCUGGGGUUACAAGGAUGAUCAAAAUCCCGAUCCCAGGACCCUUCCGCGGCGGGCUACUAUUGUUACCCAAUCCCGCAUUUCCCAACGUCUUCUGGAUAUCAUGCAUGUUGAAAAUCUGCGUGGUAACCAUAUCGCUUCAGAGAUGACUCCUCAGACCGUUGCUCUCUUGCACGGAUUCAAGGCCGUUUUCGCGCCUCAUCCUACCUGGUUUGACCGUGGUUGGAAUGGCACUUUCCUGGAUAAAUGGUUUAAUUCCGGGGAUAAGGGCAGCGGGGGUGAGGGUAGUCCUUUCGGCUACGGAAGAGAGCGUAGGUACCAAGGGACUACGUGGUAUUACCGUGCUGAGCCUCCCUCGAGGCUGUACAACAAUUGGAUGGGGUACGUUGAUACAGAAAUUGGUGGGAGGCUUUGGGAGGUUGAGCAUGGGCGGCCUUGUUUACCGCCAAUGAUCCUUCACCCUGUCAAAGAGGUUGAACCUACGGAACCUGGCUUUGCAACCCGAUUCGAGCUCAACUACGGCUGA
Molecule: messenger RNA, 2430 nt
Organism: Colletotrichum spaethianum
Lineage: Eukaryota; Fungi; Ascomycota; Sordariomycetes; Glomerellales; Glomerellaceae
Exons: 2
Coding region: 1-2430 (809 amino acids)
Source: RefSeq, a predicted model, not a curated record